Psammomys obesus (fat sand rat) is the source of this 1574-nucleotide messenger RNA. It is a transcript of the gene Prr22, whose product is annotated as proline rich 22. NCBI's taxonomy places the organism in Eukaryota, Metazoa, Chordata, Mammalia, Rodentia, Muridae. The coding region runs from base 279 to 1574 and encodes 431 amino acids. The transcript is spliced from 4 exons. The record is from RefSeq and is a predicted model, not a curated record.
UUCCCUCUUCGUCCAGGUUCUUGGCUGGUGUCUGGGCCCUCGGCAUGGCUUUCUGUCUCCCGACUGUCCCGUUUUGUUGGCACUCGCCCUUGUGGCUGUGAGUUGGGUGACUUGCUGGAAGGCAGCAGCAGGACCUGACCCUGGAGUCAUCUCUUACCCACCCCCGCCCCAGAACCCAGGUGCUGGGCCUGGACUGGAACCCUCCACCUAGCAACAAGGCAAACAGAACCCAGCGGGACUCUGUCCCCAGGUGCCUCUACUGCCACCCGGGCCCUCCCAUGCAGCACCCCAAAACCCUCUACCCCCCAGCUAUACCCCAGGAAGGCUUCGGCCCGCAGAGCCUGGAGGGCACUGAGGUGCCCGGUGGCCCAGAACCCCUUCCCACCGUAGCCAACACCAAUCUGCUGUAUCAGACCCCCAGCUCAGACCAGGAUGUGCUGCCAGCCCCUCCAGCAGGCUUCCAGAUGGCUCCCUGCGGCUGCUUCUUCGACCCCCGCAUCUACCGCAUCGAAUGGGCCACCUCCGACUUCGGCCAGUCAUCCCUCUACAAGGUGGCAGUGGCUGGGGGUCCCGCCCUGCCUGGCGGCUACCUGCUGGAGGCCCCGUCCUACCUCAAGGCCCCGGGGCCGCCGCCUCCGCUCUACCCCCAUUACCAGCCGGCCCCCAGUGGGCCACCAUACCUCACACACUACCUUCCACCGGAGGCGCCUGGGCCCGAGGCGCUGGGCUUUGUGCGGGACGGAGGGCCUCACAACUUCAUGGAGAUGCUCAGAGAAGGCCUGGCGCCUCCGCCGACCCCCAAAGAGACUAAGCCAUCUCCCGUGCUCAUCACAGUCCCCACAGUGCACACGCUGGCCCCCGGGCCUUACAGCCACCUCAGUGGCCACGCCAGCCAGUUCCCAGGGCCCCAGGUGACCGUGAGGCCCAUUGAGGCUUCCAGGGAGCCACAGGGUAGUGGCGUGGCCAGGCCAGGGCUGCAGCUCCCUCCUGGGCCUGUGGAGCCCAAGGCAGCUGAGGUAGAGGAGGCGGCCCCCGCGGCCUCAGGCGAGACCAUGCCUCCAGAGGUGGCUCGCGCCUUCUUCCUGCCGGACAAGGUCCUUCUGGAAGAUGCCAUGAAGCUUUUCGACUGUCUGCCUGGUGAAGAUGCCAUGAAGCUUUUCGACUGUCUGCCUGGUGGUGCCGAAGCGGAGGUGGCCCUGCACAGGUCUUCCGGCCCCGGACUUCGGGACAGCGGUGGAGGUGGGGACGACUGCCCGGCUGACAUCCGCUCUCUGCACCUCCCGGAUGAGCUGCUGUCCUUUGACUACAAUGUCCCCGAGAUCCUGGACGCGGUGGCCAACGUGGAUUACUUUUUCAGCUUCAAGGCCCUGGACGAUGAGCCACCACCCCACCUGGGGGUCCCUGUCACUGACAUGGUGGCCCCUGGCCCUCGGUCCCAUCAGUCGGGGAAGAAAGCCAGCCCAUCUGCCAAGAAAGAAAAGACAGGCUGGAGUGCUCAGACUGCACGGGUAGGCAAAGGGGAGCCUGGCAGUCACCAGACGCCUUCAGAGUUGGGCCAGGAACUUCGGAAUUGA